This is a messenger RNA of Sphaeramia orbicularis (orbiculate cardinalfish), 3681 nucleotides long. It is a transcript of the gene ercc5, whose product is annotated as excision repair cross-complementation group 5. Gene Ontology annotation, molecular function: DNA endonuclease activity; single-stranded DNA binding. Gene Ontology annotation, biological process: nucleotide-excision repair. The transcript is spliced from 15 exons. The record is from RefSeq and is a predicted model, not a curated record. Bases 173 to 3589 code for a protein of 1138 amino acids. Gene Ontology annotation, cellular component: nucleus. Lineage: Eukaryota; Metazoa; Chordata; Actinopteri; Kurtiformes; Apogonidae.
AACCUUCGGGGGAAACCAGUCUUAGCUCGACGGACAAAAAUACGGUGAACACCAGUACGUUCAACAGUGAAGAAAGUAGUGAUCGGUGCCGGUUUAUAGAGUCGGUAUAAGAGAGGUUCAAUGCUUAAUAUUUGUUAUUUUUAGUUUUUGGAAACUGAUUAUUCGAAUAAUAAUGGGAGUGCACGGAUUGUGGAGGCUACUGGAGAGUACAGGUAAACCGAUUAAUCCUGAAACACUGGAGGGAAAGAUCCUUGCUGUUGACAUCAGCAUAUGGCUAAACCAGGCAGUAAAGGGAGUAAGGGACCGUGAAGGGAACAGUGUCCAGAACGCCCACCUGCUCACCCUCUUCAACCGCAUCUGUAAGCUGCUCUUCUUCCGUAUCAAGCCAGUGUUUGUGUUUGAUGGGGACGCACCGCUGCUGAAGAAGCAGACUCUGGCUUUGAGGAGACAGAGGAAGGAGGAAUUAAGCCAAGAGUCUAAACAGACCAACGAGAAACUCCUCAAGACUUUCCUCAAGAGACAAGCUAUAAAAGCUGCUCUCGGAGACCGUAGUACGGAGCCACUACCCAGCCUCUCCACUGUGAGGAGAAAUGAGGUGGAUGAUCUAUAUGUCCUGCCAGCACUUCCACCUGCAGAGGAGAAAGAAAAAAGCAGCUCUGAAGAGGAGGAAGAGAGAGAAUUGGAGGAGACGACCAACAAUCGUUAUAUGCACCAGGAAGACUUUUAUGAAGACAUCAACUCAGUGGACAUCAACUCAGAGGAGUUUGCCAGCCUGCCUCCCGAAAUGAAACACGAGAUACUGAAAGACAUGAAAGAGUUUUCCAAAAGACGGCGAACCAUGUACAACAAACCUCCAGAGCGUUCAGGGGACUUUUCUCAGUACCAGCUGGCCGGUCUUCUGCAGAGGAACCAGCUGAACCAGCGCCUGGAGGGAGUGGAGAAAGAAAUGAGCCAGCGGAGUGCAGGCAGCGCCCCACAGCUUUAUGGGGAAGAGCAGAAUCACAAUGUGGAGUCACAGAGACUGAUUUCAGAAGACCACUCCCACUAUAUUCUAAUUAAAGGCUCCUCAAAACAUGAUAAAACUCCAGAGAGCCAACCACAACCAGCCGCUGCACCCUGGGCUGGGAGCUCCCUGUCGGGCUGCAGUCAGCGAGCAGUGAACAAACCAGAGCCCCUGUGGCGUCCUGUCAGUGAGGAAGGCAAUAAAGUGUGCGGCCCUGCUUCCAAAUCCCCCAAACCCUCUGUAUCUGAAACAUCACUGUGCUCUCAGGAAAACGCAUCACCCCCUUCUCCUUGGACUCUCAGAGCCAUCCAAAAUGCAAUGAACGGCAGCUCAGAUGAGGAAACGAUGGAAGUGGAUAAGAAGGAUGGUAGCGUGUCUCCUCGUACUCUGCUGGCCAUCCAACAAGCUCUUGCUGAGGAAGAUGAUGACACAGUUGGACAGAGGAGUAAAAGCAUCAAAACACACACUAAUCAUGUGCCACAAGUGGUCAUCAGCAGCUCAGAGGAAGAGAAUGAGCCCAAUGAUCUGCUAAUUAUGAGCAACUCUUUACAAAGUGAAGCCUCUAAAGCAAAUGAAGACCUAAGAGGCCGAAGUCCACCUGGGAGAGAUGGUUUGUUGGAUAUUAGUUCUGAGGAUGAGAUGGAAGAAGUGAUUGGGGAAAGGAACAAGGCGUUUCACUUUGCGGCACAACCUCUUGACAAACAGAGGGAAGUAGAGGAAAAUAAAAAGGCUCAGAUGAUGUCAGAAGAACAGCUGAAACAGACAGAAACAUGGAUGGGAGGAAGAGGAGGGAUGGAAAUAGAGGAAGGGGAGAAAAAGAGCACAGAUCAGGUUGAACUUCAAGGAUCUGCUUUUGAUCAUCAUAGUUUAUCUGUAAAUGUCUGUGAAAGCCCUCUCAGAAACCCUCAUCCUUUAGUACCAGGGCAGAAGAACAAGGCCAUCAGAGAUCUACAGGAGAAAAAUGGAGAUGGUGUGAAGUCUGAGGGCAGCGAGGAGAGCGAAUCAGAAGAGAGCUUCAUUGAGGUGUCAGAAGAAGAGGAGGACGAUUCAGUUUCAGAUGUUAGCAGGAGAGUGUCGCCAGAUAGAGAAUCAUUUAAAAAGGAAGAAAAAGCAGAGGAAAGUUUAACAGAGGCUCCCAGUGGUCCGGCUGAUGUUUUGCAAUUGGAGGAAAAUGCAGAGGAAGAAAAACAGAGUGAAGAGGAUGAUCUGAAGGAGGAAACUGAGACAAAAUCUGACGCAACUCCAGCGUUCAAUGAAUGGGAACAAUUUGAUAUGGAUGAGUUGGAGGCUCUGGAAAACUCUCUGCAAGUAGAACAAAACAGCCUGAGGGAGCAGAAACAGCAGCAGGAGAGGAUGGCCAACACGGUGACGGGACAGAUGUAUCUGGAGAGUCAGGAGCUGCUGCGGCUGUUUGGCGUACCGUUCCUAAUGGCUCCGAUGGAGGCUGAAGCGCAGUGUGCGGCACUCGACCGUUGUGAUCACACCCACGGGACCAUAACCGACGACUCCGACGUGUGGCUGUUCGGAGGCCGACACGUCUACAAGAACUUCUUCAGCCAGAACAAAUAUGUGCAACAUUAUCAGUACAGUGACCUGCAGAACCAGCUGGGUCUGGACAGAACUAAACUCAUCAACUUGGCCUACCUGCUUGGUAGUGACUACACAGAGGGCAUCCCAGGGGUUGGAUAUGUGACCGGUAUGGAGAUCCUCAACGAGUUCCCCGGGCCAGGCUUGGAUCCGCUGAGACAGUUCAGUGAGUGGUGGUCAGAGGCUCAGGAGAAGAAGCGUCUGGUGGAUAACCCCCGGGACACAAAGGUGAAGAAGAAGUUAAGGGAACUAAAACUGCAGCCUGGAUUCCCCAACCCGGCGGUGUCUCAGGCCUACUGGCACCCUGCUGUCGAAGAGUCGGACUGCUCCUUCAGCUGGGGACGCCCGCAAGUCGACAUGAUCAAAGAAUUCUGUCUGAGUCGUUUUGGAUGGAGCAGCCGACGAACAGAGGAGACUCUUCAGCCUGUGAUGAAACAGCUCAACACCAAUCAGACUCAGCUACGAAUCGACUCGUUCUUCAGGAUGGAGCAACAGGAGAAGCAGUCGAUCCGCAGUCAGCGACUCCGCCGUGCAGUCACCUGCAUGAAGAGGAAAGAGAAGGAAGCCGGAGCAGAGGAGGAGGAAGGGGAGGACACUGAGGAGGAAAAGCUCUCCCCAUCCAAAGCUAAGAAAGUGGCACAGAAGAAACCAGGGGAAGCGAGAGAGGAGGAGAAGAAUGUGUCAGGAGGAGGUUUUCUCAGUUCACAGGUCACCAUUGAACUCCCUGUUGCACCGUUGAAGGACGUCAGUAGGAGCAGCGGCAACGAAAACAGAAAAUACGCUCCAGUAAAACCUGAGACUGCACCACGCAAAGUCAGAAUUUGCAACAGCAGCAGCAGCAGCUCCGAAGACAGUGAUGAUGGCGGCGAAGUUGCUAUGGUUACAGCCAAAUCUGUGUUUGAUGGCAACCGACGAGGCCGUGGCGCCAAAAGCACAAGAGGUAGAGGUAGAGGAGGCACGAGAGGAAGAGGAAAGGAGAAGAAACUGACCCCAAAGUGAAGCAUAAGCUAUAUUUUUAAAAUAACAAAUAAGAAGUUGUCAAUUAUGAUGAAUUGAACUUUUUUGUAUUUAAAACUUUUAAUGUCUAAAAA